This is a messenger RNA of Planococcus citri (citrus mealybug), 1109 nucleotides long. Its product is annotated as inhibitor of growth protein 5-like. The coding region runs from base 255 to 1025 and encodes 256 amino acids. The record is from RefSeq and is a predicted model, not a curated record. Gene Ontology annotation, biological process: regulation of DNA-templated transcription. Gene Ontology annotation, cellular component: nucleus. NCBI's taxonomy places the organism in Eukaryota, Metazoa, Arthropoda, Insecta, Hemiptera, Pseudococcidae. The transcript has 6 exons.
UAGUUCGCCAAUCACCUUGAUUGUUUUUAUUGACAACGUUUUGACAUUUUUUGCGAAAUUUGCGUGCAUUUUUUGUCGAGUUGAUGCGAUGCGAUUUCUCUGUUUAAAAAUUCCAAAAGUGUAAAUGUGCAAAUUUGUGUUUCUUUCAAUAAAAUGGUUAUUAAACUGUCCUCUAGAUUAAUCAGCGAUUUUUAAGUACACGUGUAUCUUACAAAUACCAAUAUUUCUUCACCAAGCAUUUCGUUACCGCCAACAUGACAUCUGCAUUGUAUUUAGAACAUUAUUUAGAUAGUUUGGAAAAUCUCCCAGUAGAAUUACAGCGCAAUUUCAAAUUGAUGAGAGAACUGGAUUCUCGAGCCCAAGAAAUAAUGAAACAAAUCGAUAAAACUGGCGAUGAUUACCUAAGCAAUAUCAAAAUCUUCAACACUGAAAAGAAGAAAGAGCAUAUGAAUGAAAUCCAGAAACUGUUUACCAAAGCCAAGGAAUACUCCGACGAUAAAGUUCAGUUAGCCAUACAGACUUACGAAUUGGUUGAUAAACACAUUCGUAGAUUAGACUCAGAUUUAGCUAGAUUUGAAGCUGAAAUUCAAGAUAAAGCUAUGAGUGCAUCGCAAACUCGAGAAGAACCCGCAAAUACUCAAAAACGAGGCCGAAAGAAAUUACCAGAUAAAGACGCCAAAAAGAAAAGCAGCGCUGAAGACGAAGCUUCGGCGAAAGCGAAUAAGAAGAAACAGAAAAAAUCUACUGCAGUUUCGUCGAGUAAAAUCGUCGCGUCCGCUGCCGAAUCGAAUUUCAGUGCCAUUUUGCCCAAUGUUUCUCAUUCCACCGAUGCGAUAGAUAUGCCAGUAGAUCCUAAUGAACCCACUUAUUGUCUUUGUAAUCAAGUAUCAUAUGGCGAGAUGAUUGGUUGUGAUAAUUCAGACUGUCCUAUCGAAUGGUUUCAUUUUGCUUGCGUUAAACUUACAACGAAACCAAAAGGAAAGUGGUAUUGCCCAAAAUGUAUUUCGGAUAGAAAAAAGAAGUGAUUAUGAUUUUUAUAUUAUUGUUUGUUGAUACUUUAGAAUAGAAAACAUAUAAACGAAAUGUAUAUUAAUAAGUUUACAUUACUA